AAGUUCGCAGUCGUUCGAUAUACAUCGUAGUAGUCGAUUUGCUCAGUUCGUCCGCCGAAGAAGAUAAAAUGAUCACCGCUGUACACUGUUCGGCAUUGCUGUGCAUGAUGGUCGCAUGUGGUCACGUCCUGGCGUAUCCGUACAACGGUAACAACAUGCAAUGGUCGAACCACGGGGCUGGUGCGAUGGGGCACCACCACCAGCAGCCAGGGUUUGGCGGCAAUUCGGGCCAACAACGCGGGUAUGGCGGUGGGGCAGGAUUCGGCGGCGGCAAUUUUGGGCAAGCUUCGGCGUUCGGUGGACAAUCACGGUGGCAGUCGGCCGGUUACGGUGGACAGCAGCAGGGAGCCGAGGCCUACCAGACGAACGUUUUCAACGAACCAGACCGGUACGGAUAUGAUUACACGAUGCCUGGAGCCACUGUACAUUUCUUGAUGUAUAAAAAACAAGGAAACAGAGGAUCCGGAAGUAAUCAUAAUAAUCAUGGCGUAGAUUCAAGUGGCUGGGACAAACGUUAUUAACACUUUUAUCAACUUACCAAAGUAUUACAAUUAUAUUAUAACAAUAUAUUAUACUAUAGUAAUUAACAAAAUAGUUGGUUAAAUUUAGGAAUAUUUACUGUGAAAUAUUAUAGUUAACACACAUGUACUCACUGCAAUGUAUAAAACAAAUAUGUUGUAGGUAUACAGUUUUGAUAUUAGUAUAUAUUGUGAUUUUUUUUUUCAAAUUAAAUUGCGAAUUAGUUAUUUUAUUACUCAUAACUUUGAAAAAAAAUAGUUAUUAAGGUUAUAAUAUUAAUUAAGAUAAACACUUAAGUAAUAAUUAUAUACCUAGGCAGUCUGCUUAUGCAGACUAUUGUCAAAAUACAUAAAUUUUCGUAUAAAAGAUUACCAAAUUCUAGGAAAAUGUAUUUAUUUUAAAAGAUAAGCUUUUUAUAUUUGUAUAAACUCAAUAUUUUAAAUACAUCUAGUUGAAUAAUAUAAAACAAAUUUACACUAUGUCAUACAUUUACACUUUCCAAUUUGUCCUAAUAUUUUAAAGCGUUGUAAUCAAAAUAUUAAUAGUUGAGAAAAAUUAUGUAACAUAAAUAAUUGAUUUAAUUUAACAAUAAAUUCUUUUUUAGUUCAGC
Messenger RNA from Acyrthosiphon pisum (pea aphid), 1129 nucleotides. RefSeq lists its product as uncharacterized. NCBI's taxonomy places the organism in Eukaryota, Metazoa, Arthropoda, Insecta, Hemiptera, Aphididae. The record is from RefSeq and is marked predicted.